GUGAAUCACAGUGUAAUCAUUUUAGACAUUAAUGAUAAGGAUCAGAUAACUUGCCCCGUGGCUUCAAGUAUUCAGUUGAUGUCUCUGACUUACAGCAAGCCUGAGAGCAAAUCUUUGUCCAAGAAGUCUGAGAAUGUCACAGCAGAGAACGGUAAAGAUAACACAACCCUGCCAGCUACAAGCCUAGAGAACAGAGAAACUAAUGCUACCGCGUCGUCUGGCAAGGCUGAAAAGGAGGUGAAUGAAAUCAUGGAAAAUGGAACAAAUAAACGCCGUGAACCAGUCGCGUUAAUAUGGGUCAUUCUGACAGUGAAAAACUAAGUAAAGAUAAAUCUGAACUUCCAAAAUUUUCUAUAUUGCCCUUUUUUGGUUUCCACCCUGAAAUCCGUUCAUCAAAAAGACAAGAAAAGGAUGACGUCAUGUUUCUCGGCAACACUGACCAAUAUGCUUAUUUCAGUAGACAUUUUGGAUAAAUUUUGGCCUGAUACGCCCCUAGAGUUUGCUGCUAUGGGAUACUAUGGUAUGGCUUUACAUAAAACAGUUCCUGAAAACCGUAAUACCGUUACGAGGCUUGACCGUGAGGAGGAUGAAAUUUCUACUACACUGGGAAGGUUUGCUAAUGAGAAAAAUUAUGCCAAAGAACUGAACAGGCUUUCACUGCAGUAGAAGGACACUGAGAUUGGAACCUUAGCUCUUCUGGAUGAACCUCAAUCUACCUUGAAAAUUGAGACCUUGUCAGAUUUGGUUGACGAAACAAACCAAGCAAACAAUCUCUCAGAGAAGGUAGAUGAACGAAGUGUGAACUUCAAAAUAGUCAUUGGUACACUUACUUCAUCUAAUGAUGCAAAAGGAGAUCUAACGAUCUGUCCAAAUCAACCACAGACUGGUGGGUCCCAGCUGUUAAAAAGGAUCGCAGUGGUGUGUGCAUGAAGGAACGUGAAAAGCUUAGCCUGCGUACAUUAACAAUUUACCUUCCCUAACUUCCUAGCCUCCCGCUCAGGCGAUUUUAGGGGAGCUCGUAUUUCUUCUGGUGAGGGACGAAAUACGAGCUCCCCUAAAUUAUAAAAACGCCUGCGUGGGAGGCUACUGACUUCCCCGCACCAAGACAUUUUAUUCCUACGAGGUUCAAUUGCGAAGAAAUCCUGGAGUAGGUGGAUGACCAAACAAUUCUUAGAUGAGUCUGCUAUAUGCCUCAUUGGUUUGAAUAAAAGCGGCCCGCUGAGCAACAAAGUAUAAUCUUUGAUAUAUUCAGGGUCAGGUCUUUCGUUCAAGCAUUGAUUUGACCUAUCAGCGUACCGAUAGUCUGGACAUGUCUUUGAUUUUUUUAGAGCUAGAAUUAUAAUAGUAAUUAAGUUGAAUACCCACUCCGGCCAGAAGAUGGAGGAAGGAGUUUCAUCUUGAUGGUCCGAAUUUAUCACCACAGUAAUGCAUGUAAUUCACAGGGCUUCAUCCUGCCAGCUGUAAUAAUUAUAUUCCCCAAUCUCCCAAGCGCGUGCACCUCUGGCCCAGGAGCCUGGUUCUCAAUCUCUUUAACGUUUUGGGCCCAAAAUAAAAUAUUUAACUAAAAAUCUAAUGAAUAAAGCUUGGAUCAUGUUCAAAUUCUGGAAAAUUAUAGAAACCUUCAGCAACCUCUGUGUUGUAUGUCCAAGGGUAUUUUGCGGUUCAUCAUUAUGUAUUUUUGGCGCUGAUCAUUAUUUUUCUCUCUACAGUUUUCAUUUUAUAUCAAAUUCUUAGGAAACAGAACAUUGCAUAAGGAAGGCUGUUAGACGCUUAAAUGAAACCUCUUUGCUUCCAACAAGGAUAUGGAACCGGUGCGCUGCUACUAUAGGACGGGACAAAAAAUUCAGCGCUGUAUCUUGUAUCAGGCAACAACAUUGACAAGAAAACAGGAUAAAUGGACGGCACAAGCGUCACCAGUUUAUGUUUCAAGGAUGUGUUUAAAAGCCUCAAAAACAACUGGCCCGGUAAGUGAUAUAUUUUCAUCUGGGGCGGGCUUAUUUGGCCUAAACGGGUAUGUACCGAGGAACAGGGUAUGGUUUUCAGGGUCCUGAGUCUUGAAUUCCCGUAUUUAUAGAGCAAUUUUCUUAUGACCUUGCAAAACAGAAACAAUAAACAAACGGAAAUUGAGCGAUUUGACUGGUUUAUCGAACGGAUACAAACGCGCGUAGCUUUGGUUGGUUAAGCGAACGCUCCGGCGAAAAAACUUCAUGCCCGAGAACAUUCUACAAAUCGCUUUGACGUCGUACUGCAACGCGAUUGGCCAACUGAUCGAACAAUGCCUUCUCCACAUUAGGGUUUUCUUUGGCGUGAAAAGGAAUAGUCCAUGUUUUGAUCUUUUUCAUCCAUUGGCUGAUAAAACAUUAAUAGUUAUAGAAACCAUUUUUUCAUGUUAUACGAAAAUCGCUCCAUAAGUGACUUAAACAGGACAAGUUUCUGCAACGGAAGACUUUAAACUAGUGCAAAGGUUGUAGACGAGCGAUCUACUGACAUUUGUGGCACCAACAGUUUUCCCAAAAAAAUUGAUCCCUUGAACGCACUCUGAAAUUUAGUUAAUUCUUAGCCCUGCAAGACUUAGAGUUAUAUUCUCUGGCAGGAAGAAGCAAAAGAUAUAGAGAGAUAAAGACGUAUUCGCACUCGAGAUGGCUUUGUAUCAAAUCAUCCUUAAAAUUAAGGUGCCUUGAAAAGCUUUCAGGGAUAGUUGUUCCGCUAACCUUAAGAGCCGUUCUCUCUGUGAAAUAAUUCCAGUAAGUUAUGAUUAAAGAGAGAUACGAAAUAGAGACUUCGAUAUGAUUUUCUGUUUUCUUUAUUCAUUGGGCAGGUCUAGCUUUUUAUAUUUGUUGUGUUGUUUUUUUAAAUUUCAUUUCAGUUCAUUGUGCGAAGAAAUCUAGUCCAUCAGUUGACUCAAGCUUGUUCAUUGCCAGGCUGUGGAACAGAGGUUUGGUAUCUGUUGGCUUUUCUAAGCCUAGCAGUGUUCCCCGGCAAACAGCAGUGAAACAGGCAAAACGACAACAGUAUCAGCGAUUUGCAGAUGUACCAAUCAGUGUGUUUGAGAUAUUUGCACAGAUAAACAAAACUGGUCCGGUAAGUAAUUUUUCUUGUCGUUUGUUGCAUUGCAUAGCACUGAGAAUGUGUACGAGAAUUCCUUCAAGCUUUUCCUUUAAUAAAUUGUAGGUUUACAUUUGGGAUGCUGUAAAACAAGCUAACAAACUCAGCCUUAUGUAUGAUUUUCAUAUAUUCAUAACUUCAUCAUUAAACUGAACCUUUGUAAUGUGAUCUUUUAAUGGACGAAAAAAAUACCACCUACCUGUUGUUGCUUGAUCUGAAGGCAGCUUUUUACCGCCAUUUCGAGGUUUGCAACGGUAGAAAUAACCCCUAUUAAAUUACGCAUUCGGGGCGAGACAAUUUAUGUAAUAGUUAGAAUUACAACUUCGCCCUUUUCCCUGUUUUCGAGUUAACCCAGGAUGAGGACGAACCAGUAUUUGGACCGCGGGGACUGGGCCAAGAUUGUUCUACAUGCAUGUAUGUUACAUGUACAGUAUGCAUUUAACUAAAAGUAAUUUACACUCAAGGAAUAAAGUAAAAUUCCGAAAAUAAGCCCCUCCAAAUAUAAGCCCUCCAAACCGGUGACGCAAAACACCCUCCGUUAAAUCGCCCCUCAAAUAUAAGCCAGCCGGGGGCUUGUACUUGGAAAAUUUCCCUCAAAUACAAAGUAAAACAAAGCAAAAACGAUGAGUUUUCUUCCAACUAUAAGGCUAGCCCUAUCGAUUUCGACACGCAAAUUUCCCUCCGUAGAUAAGCCCCUCCAAAAAUAAGCUCCUCAAAAAGGGCCUUUGAAAAAUAUAAGCCCCGGGGCUUAUUUUCGGAAUUUUACGGUAAUCUAUUUAAGGUUAUAUCUUAUACUUAUGUUAAUCAAAUCUAUCUAACUUCCCUUUUUGCUUAGGAAACAUUAUUUUGCACAAAGAAAGCUGCCAGACGCGAAGCUGAAUCACAGUGGAUUACUACAAAGCCGUGGAACAAGGGCGUGGCAACCAUGCGCUUGAUCAGAUCAAAUGAAACUCAGAAAAAGGCUCGCAAUCUCACAAAUUGUAAGCACUUUGAUGCACACUCUCUUCAUAGAUGACGACCACUUUUCAACUCCUAAUUUUAAAAGAAAAGAAUCAAUCAAUCCCAGCAUAUUUCGUCUUGGCAAAUAUGCAUCAAUCGAUCAUUUUGUGACGGACGAAACUGAUUUGAAAGUGACUGGUCAAUCUUUGUUUUGUUUGUUUGUUGCUUAAUUACGAAGCUAUUUUCGUUCAUAGUUUAAAAUAAGAUACUUCCGAAAGGUGUUAUAUAUCAGUGGAAACAUUUCUGAGAUAACGAUGCUUCUACGAAAAUACGCGCAUUAGAUAAACCGGUCCGUGAUUCUCGCAAUCUGUUUCUUGACUUUUCCCGGUCAAGUUAACUUUUGCAAGUCACGGAGUUAUUGUAAGAAUAAAAGGAAGUUAGUAGACCGCACAGUUUGUGUUUGUAAUUUUUUAAACCUGUUGUUCAUUUGUACUGUGUCUGUGUUUUAUUGGUUGCUCAUGUUUAUUAAAAAUUUCUUACUAUCGCUCAAUUUUUUCUAGUCUAUUUGACAAGAAUUAUAACCAGAAUGAUUAACUGGACCUGGCAGGACACGUUUGAUGUGAUGACCACUAUCUUGGUGACUGAUUAUUGCUGCACGGCUUUGUACCUCGCCAUUCCUCAGGCUCACGCUAUAAAUAUAAUCACCUGGUUAAUUCCAAUGUUAAUUCGAAAAUGAAGGUAAGAGAACACGUGAUGAGUUUUUAAUGUUUGCCGCAAAGUUGCCAAAUUUCUAUGUUCCCUUUUAGUAAAGGUCGCACUACACUUUAGCCAAUUACCUGGAGACUUUAUAAAGCUAAAGGAUACGAGCCAUGGUUGUUUGAGAGUUUUGUAUAUAAAUUUGUUUGUAAAUGUGAAGCUUUUGUUCUAAAAUGCCAGUGCCAAAUAGCAAAUGAGGUAGAUUUCUUGCAUAAGUCCAUGUAGACUGUGACAAUGGUCCAACACUGCCUGUUUAUGGCCGAUAGAAGGCUAGGUUCUUGUGCAAGAAGAGGUUGUUAGGACAGUGAGUGAAGACUGCCGUUGUUUCCGGCGGCGGUUAAAGCACGACAUUCAUGUGGCCACUGGUCUGUCAGUUGGGUUUCUUAAACAUUUAUGUCUGCACUCUCUUUAUCCAGUGCAUAUGUGAUACGCAAUCUCCGAAUUAAAAACUAAACAAGGGGUUGAAUACAAUCAACAAUAUCCACAAUUCAUGACACACACCAUACUAAGAGAGUAGAAAGGGAUUGUAUUCUCUCUUGCUAGACCAAAAAGUUAUACUCUCAUGAAAGUAGUUUGUUUUUAUAUUUUACAGUAUCGUGAACAUCAGCGCCAGUUAGAGGAAGAGCUCCUUGAACGAUUACGUCAAGAAGAACAGUUUGCUCGCGAAAGAGCAGCUCAACCGAAACCAUGGCGACCAAAACAAGCUAGAAAGAGGAAGGCUAAUUUCUGA
Messenger RNA from Porites lobata, 5530 nucleotides. NCBI's taxonomy places the organism in Eukaryota, Metazoa, Cnidaria, Anthozoa, Scleractinia, Poritidae. The record is from the annotation of a GenBank genome assembly.